CUGCUGUACAUCAGUUUUAUCACUAUAAAGAGAAAUGGCAGCCAAAUUAUAUGUAAUCGCUUUUUAUGUGUUACUUGUAUCCAGUGAUCUGAGUAAAGCAAUAUCCCAUCCUCGCCUCAUGUCGCGACAUUCUCGUGAUGCUAGUGCCUUACGUGACACUCUGGAGACCGCAGAGGUGCCUCGUCCAUCGCCAGUUUACUAUGGCUGUUUUCUGGGCAAAAAUCUUCAGUUGCUUAACAAUACCAUUCUUGACGGGAAUACCAACGCUCUUUGCCAGAAGUAUUGCUAUGACAUGAAACACAUGUUUUCAGCCACUCACGAUGACAUCUGUGGCUGCUUGAAAGACCACCCGCAAAAGGAACUCUCGGGUCCACAACACGAUGGUGCAACAGUGACAACUACUGAUUCUGUUCAUGAUUGCACAGCUCCUUGUCCAGGUCAUAACACUGACAAGUGUGACAAGCAAUUUUGCUGUGGGGGUCCUGGAGCGUACACUGUGUACCAGACUGGAGGGAUGAAAAGUCAUUCCCUGGCAGCUAUCAAAGUCCUGAAGAACUACAAUUUGAACAUAGUAAAGUCACAUCUCAUUCCAAUGUUGAAUGAAAUAAGUAGACGAACACAAAUCCCAGUGAAAGAGUUGGAGGAAGAGGUUAAAAAACCGACUGAUGCAAAAGACUAUAAGGCAUUGCUGAGAGAAUUGACACAAAGCAAGAUUCCCCAAGGAGCAAACACCAACAAGACACUUAAAAAGAAAUCGACUGCUGAAAAUGACGGCUUAAAUGACGGAUUUCAUGCCUGCUGCUCGCCAGAUUGUGAUUGGCUUUUGGAUUAUUUGGAACUUGAUAAAACUGUAGUAGUAUGUUGUUAUGGUGAGGGCGAGGACCAAUGGUGUGAGAAAACAGAUAAGCGCUGAAGCAGAAUGGAAACCCGCGGUAAAAGUGCACGUGACACCUUUUAGAUAAUCACUUUUAUCCGAAAGGUAUAAACACACUAUCAAGCACUUUUGUAAAGAAAGAAAUAGAAUCUUAUUUUCUGAGUUAUGUAGACAUUUGAAAAUUGAAACAUGCAAAUGAAAUGACGU
Exaiptasia diaphana is the source of this 1081-nucleotide messenger RNA. RefSeq lists its product as uncharacterized. The transcript has 7 exons. Lineage: Eukaryota; Metazoa; Cnidaria; Anthozoa; Actiniaria; Aiptasiidae. The record is from RefSeq and is a predicted model, not a curated record. Bases 35 to 913 code for a protein of 292 amino acids.